UUUUAGAGCGUUAAAAAUAGCGAAAUGUUUGAUAAACAAUUCGUGCUAACCGCUGCUUUCUCCGCUGUGAUCAUCAUCGCCUUCAUCGCAUUAAUGACCUUGACCCGUAUUGGCCGCUGGGUCAAGUCUCGCGCCUCCGCCGUGACCACGAAGGUCAAGACCCUCGCCUCCUCCGUGACCUCGAAGGUCAACAACUGGGCCAAGAACCACACAAAGCUGGCCGCCUGGGGGAAAUACAUCUUGGUGUUGACCGUCGUGGCAGCCUGGCUGGUGGCCUCUAACUACCGCGCCUUCAGGAGUAAGCCCCAGAACGGCGCCCUAGAGCGUUACCUGGCAUCUGUCGCCAGGGACGACGCCCUCAGGAAUGUUCUCGAUGGCUUCGUCAGAGAUGUUGCCGAGCGCGGCGGAAAAUUUACUUAUAACCAGCAUCUGCAGAUACUCCGGGACGCCUGCAAGCGUCGCGCCCACCGGAUGGAUGCUUCCCUCCUGACAGGUCCUGACGGCGCCCUCCUAGAGGCUGCUGACGCCGCCCUGCUGGAGACUGUAACCCUGGCAUCUAUAGACGCGGCGCUGCGAGUCUCUCCAGGCUUCGGCUACCAGGAAGACGCAGACGGAGAGGUAGGAGAGGCUUUAGGUGACGUCUUCCACGACACGGCCGACGCCGUCGUUGAGUUUUUGUUAAAGUUUUACACGACCCAGUGAGCGGAGAUGACACGCCCGGCGACGAGGGAGCUGCCUUCCACCAUGAAUGGCGGCCGCUGCCAUCCAUCACGAAUGACUGCAGCUGCCCUCCACCAUGGGUGAAGGCAGAUGCUGUUUACCAUGGGUGAAGGCAGAUGCUGUUUACCAUGGGUGAAGGCAGAUGCUGUUUACCAUGGGUGAAGGCAGAUGCUGUUUACCAUGGGUGAAGGCAGAUGCUGUUUACCAUGUGUGGAUGCAGAAGCCAGUCACCGUGAGUGGAGGCAGCGGCCAGUCAUCGUGAGUGAAGGCAGCGGCCAGUCAUCGUGAGUGAAGGAAGCUGCCAUCCGCCUCUGUUCAAUUCUUCCAACUUUUCUUCGUUCUUUAUUUUUU
Molecule: messenger RNA, 1071 nt
Organism: Procambarus clarkii (red swamp crayfish)
Lineage: Eukaryota; Metazoa; Arthropoda; Malacostraca; Decapoda; Cambaridae
Source: RefSeq, a predicted model, not a curated record